GGGAACAGUGAGAGACAGAUGAAGGGUCAUCUCUCAGGAAACAUGUCUGACAAGCCUGUGUGUGUGAGUGAUUUUGAGCACAGAGCCAAAAGAAUCUUACCCAAAUCGGUAUUUGAUUAUUAUUUCUCUGGAGCAGAUCAGCAGGAAUCACUUACUGAAAAUAUUGCAGCUUUCAAAAGGUGGCGCUUGCUCCCACGUGUGCUUAAAGAUGUGUCCCAGGUGGACAUGUCUACAACUGUGCUGGGACAAAGUGUGAGCAUGCCUGUGUGUGUAGCACCCACUGCAAUGCAGAGAAUGGCUCAUCCUGAAGGAGAGAUUGCUACUGCCAAGGCUUGUGUGUCUGCUGCCACGGGUAUGAUGCUGAGCUCCUGGGCCACCUCCACCAUAGAGGAAGUAGCAGAAGCAGCCCCAGGCGGCGUGCACUGGAUGCAGCUCUACAUUUACAAAGAUCGAGCGCUGACUCAGUCUUUGGUCAGAAGGGCUGAAGAGGCAGGGUAUAAGGGUAUCUUUGUCACAGUGGACACACCUUAUCUUGGCAAGCGGCGUGAUGACGUGCGCAAUCGCUUCAAGCUGCCCUCUCAUUUGAGGAUGGCCAAUUUUGAAACGCCUGAUUUAGCGUUCUCAUCAAAGGAGGGCUAUGGGGAGGACAGCGGCCUGGCAGUGUAUGUGGCUCAGGCUAUAGAUCCCACAUUGAAGUGGGAGGACAUUGCUUGGCUAAAAAAAAUCACUUCCUUGCCUGUGGUGGUUAAAGGAGUUCUGAGAGCGGACGAUGCCAGAGAAGCUCUGAAACAUGGCGUUGAUGGCAUACUUGUGUCAAACCACGGAGCAAGACAGCUCGACUGUGUCCCAGCCACCAUUGAUGCCUUGCCUGAGAUCGUGGAGGCAGUGGGUGGCAGGGCAGAGGUUUACCUAGAUGGAGGCGUACGGACAGGUACAGAUGUUUUGAAGGCUCUGGCACUGGGGGCAAAGGCUGUUUUUAUAGGAAGACCCAUUCUGUGGGGCCUGGCCUGCGAGGGUGAGAAGGUGUCAGCGAUGUGCUCGAAUUGCUACGAGAGGAACUUCACCUCUCAUUAGCUCUUACAGGAUGUCGAUCUUUGGAGGAAAUUAAUAGGACCAUUUUGAGAAGAUCUGAGCAAAUCUCAAGGAUCUGAUGACCUGCUUGAAGUUGUCGUAAAAAUCUAGGUACAGGUUUAAAUCUUGUGCCCCCGAUGUAUCGUGG
Silurus meridionalis is the source of this 1219-nucleotide messenger RNA. It is a transcript of the gene hao1, whose product is annotated as hydroxyacid oxidase (glycolate oxidase) 1. NCBI's taxonomy places the organism in Eukaryota, Metazoa, Chordata, Actinopteri, Siluriformes, Siluridae. Gene Ontology annotation, molecular function: oxidoreductase activity; FMN binding. The coding region runs from base 19 to 1074 and encodes 351 amino acids. The transcript has 8 exons. The record is from RefSeq and is a predicted model, not a curated record.